UGUUAGAUGUUUUAUUCAAUACAUUUUUUUAAUUUUUCGUAGGCAUUAUUUUGACGUUUUGUUAGGAGCCAUUGUGGCUAAUCGCUAAUCUAUUAUCGCGUCUGGAUGAAUGUUUACACAUACCAGCACAUACUAGAGUGUUUAUUCAACAUGUUGCACGUUAUUAUGUACAAAAAUAAUAUAAAUGAUAAAGAAAAGUAAUUGGGAAAAGUAUUUUUACGUAUCAUAUAUAAUAAUUGCUAAGAUAUAAUAAGUUUGACAGAGAAAAUACCAAAAAAAUAUUUCUUCAGACAAUUCAACGUGAUCAAUACAUCGUAUGUUAAUAAAAUUCCCAUAAAUAGAGCUUUAGAAUAAAUUUAAAAAAAUGGGAAUACCUGGAUUAACAACGUUCAUAUCCAAUCAUUCUGAGCAUUAUCUUAAAAAUUAUGCUCUACACGAUACAUAUUUGGUGAUUGAUGGCAAUAGUUUACUAUGUCAAUUAUACAAUUGGCAUGCAAGAUGUAACUGCGCCUUUGGUGGUGAUUAUGACAAGUAUGCGCAAUGUGUAGGAGAUUUUUUUAAUGAACUCUUCAUGUGCAAUGUCAUUCCGUUGGUCUUAAUCGAUGGCGGAUGCGAAGACAAGAAGUUAAAGACUAUCAUAUCCCGAAGCAACGAAAAAAUUGGAUUAGCAUCGCAUUACACACCAUCCUCUCAACAUAGAAGCAAAUUCUUUCCUUUACUUAUACAAGAAGUCUUCAAAGAUGUCAUGAAAGAGAGAGGCGUCAGAUACACGCAAUGUGUCUUUGAAGCAGAUAAUACCAUAGCUGCAAUAGCACGUAUUCUCAACUGUCCUGUGUUAAGUUAUGACUCUGACUUCUAUAUUUAUGGAUCAUUGUAUAUACCAUUCAGUACAUGGGGAAUCAAUGUAGUUCGUAAUCCGACUGGUCAGGGCUACAUGAAACUUUGCAAGAUUUAUUAUGUUGAAAAACUUUUUCGAGCUUACAAUGGAUUGAAUCAAUCUUUAUUGCCUCUUGCAGCAAUAUUAUUGGGAAAUGACUAUGUGAAACAGCAUACGUUUAAAAACUUUUUUUGUCAUUUGAAAUUACCACGAACAGGAAGAAAAAAGUUCAAUGAGCAACAACGACGUAUAGAUGCCACAUUUAAUUGGUUGCGAAGACGCAGCUUAAAUCAAGCUGUAAUAGGAAUAUUAAGUACAUUACAAAACGGGCAACGUAAACACAUAUUAAAUAUAAUAGAAAUCAUAAUAAAUAGUUAUAUCAAUGCUUCACUGAGCGUGUUACAUAUACUAGAUGUUCCUGCAGAGCAUUUUUCAAGAACAAGAAUACAAGAUGCAUCUAGAACGUAUAAGUUUGAAGGUGAUAUAUACAAUCUGACAUAUAUUGAAGAAAAAUCGAAUGAAGGUAAUAUAAGUGAUAACGACAACGAUACAGACGAAAAAGAAAUAACAUCCAUACUUGAAGAGAAAGAAGUGAUUUCUAAUGAAUCGCUAGUCAACAAUUUACCUCAGUGGUUUAUUGAUGAAUUUAAACUGGGCAAAUUUCCUUCUUAUUUCAUAGACUUAAUAAUUCGGAAAUUAUACGUUUGUUCCACGCAAAUUGAAGACAAUUUAUGUGUCUCAUCUGUCGUUGUAAGUUUAAAAAUUAUAAAUGUUAUUUAUGGAUUAUUGAUAUCGGCAAUUGAAGGAAGAAAAACCUGCAUGGAAUAUAUGACCAGAGAUGAGAAUAAGAAAAUAAAGCGCUAUCAGUUAGAGUAUAAUGACAAUAUAUUAGGUUGUACAUUACCAUCUUUGUUUAAUUUGAGAGAAUUACCAAUUGUUACCAGGAGAGGAAUAUUAAAUACCACUUUAGGAAUUACUGAUGAAAAUUGUAUGGGGAUUCCAUCAAAUUGGACGUUAUAUAUCGCCACCAUAAAAUAUUGGCUAGAUCAACAACAAGAAUCAUUUAAAUUUAAUUGUCAUAUAUAUUCCUUAUUACUCGUUAUGUUAUUUAAUAUAAUCGAUCGCAAAAUAGGCUCGUAUAGAAAUCUAAAUGAAUUUUCCCAUAGAUUUAAUAAAACUGUGGAAAAUAUUAAAUAUGAAAGAAAAAGAAGAAAUUAUCAGCCACAUUAUUCAAUCGAGACUACACUAGUAAAUGCAUUUCACGAAGUUAAUCCAGAUGACUGUUUGUUUGCAGUUCCGUUUUUUAUAUCUAAUUUCGAAAUUGAUCAAAAACUGUAUUCACAACCAAAACGAUUUAAUAUUACAAUUGUUCAUGGUUUUGCAGAAUUUCAGAAUUGUUUAAAGCACAGUAUGAACUUAAAUGCAUUAUUAGGAUAUCCAUAUGAACAAACCAAAGUUGCUAAGUUGUUUAAUGGUACAUUACUGUAUAAUCUAUGUAGCAAUUUUAAAAAACACGACGAUGUUGAAGUUUAUAUCAAUUUAAUUUUGCAAAAUUCUCCGAGUUUAUUGCAUCUGUUUAAUAUACUCUUAUUAAAAAUCAGACCUCUGUUUUACACAGCAUUGGAAAAAGAAGCCAGUAAAUGUAAAAAGUAAAAAACAAAAAGAUGCGAAAAAAAGGAAUCUCCUACACAGGAAGAUCAUGAGACAGAAGCUAUAAAGGCAUGUGAAAGUACCAGCCAAGAAACUUUUUAUGGUGUAAAUAAUUCUUUCUCUAUUCUUAGUGCGACACAAGAUUAAACUUUCUUUUGUAUAUGAUCAAGUUGUAUCUGUGAUAAUUAUAAAUAUCUAUAAAAUA
Molecule: messenger RNA, 2732 nt
Organism: Nylanderia fulva
Lineage: Eukaryota; Metazoa; Arthropoda; Insecta; Hymenoptera; Formicidae
Product: protein asteroid-like
Source: RefSeq, a predicted model, not a curated record